AAUGUCAGCUCCAUCUCGCACCGUCCUUCGCGAUUUGACGGCGACCAGAUACGUCGCCAACUACGCCGAAGAAGAUCGCUUGGAAACCGCUCGAGCCGGUUGCUCUUCCCUCCCACCACAACCCAACAUCAAUCAUGAUGUAAUUAUCGAAGGGCACGGAGAAGAUGUGGAGCUCGUCGAAGAUGAGAACUACUGUUCCGUUCAUCGUAUCGAUGAGACUCCAAAGCUCGUCGACAAGAAACCGAGCAAGACAAUCAUCCGCGAUGAAGCUGUCAAAGUGCUCCGGCACAUUCAGACUGUGCCGAUUGAAAAUCUUCGUCUUAAGCGCUACGACUAUUUCUCGCAAAGAUGGUUCCACACGACCAGAGAAUCGGAGAAAGCGCUUGUCGAGCACGUGUUUCUUCAUCCCAACCAACGACCACAUUAUUUUGCCGCUCAGUGCCGGAAGCUGUCGGUCGAGGAUAUCUCUAGUUUGAUUCUGACUUCUCUCCUGACCGAACCGAAGGAAACGGGACAAAAUGUGGCUCGAUUUGCUAUCCAGACAACCAAUGAAAUGUCGUUCCAAACGUUAUUUGCAUUGCUCGAACAACUAGAGAAGGAAAACGAAAGGUUCCAAAUGACAGAUAGCUUUGUGGUUGCAACCCUGAUCCGAUCACAGACGAAGAGAACUAUCACUCGUCUCCUGAGAACCACACACUGCCGGGAAUACGGAAAUCUCGAGCCAGGACUCGAUUCACAAGGCCGGCUGAUGACUUCGACUGCAUCAAUCACGUGUUCAAUUCGAGGAAAGCGCCACGUGGAAACGAGGAUCGUGUACAAGAACAACUCGAGCACCAGGGAUCCUUUCCGAAGAAAUAGAUACAUCGAAUUGGAGCAAACGGUGAAGUGCAUGAACCGGCGAGUGCUGAUUGUCGAAGAGCCAGUCGAAAUCCACGAAUUCGAGGUCGAAAAGGAUAUGAUCUCGCUGGAAAACGGAAUUGCGCCAGUCGACGACCUGAUCUCGUUUCUCGAAACAUUCGAACUGGAUGAAGAGGACGAGUAACUCCAUAUAUGUCCUAUAAUUAGUAGUAAUGUGCAUAAGUCUGUAUUAUUGUAUAUGUAUUUAAAUAACCGAGUGGUUCCUGUUGAAUAUUCCAACUAACUUCCCCUAUUUUAUUUUCCUUUUUUGUUUUAGUUGUUUUAUGUAUAUAGAUUCUCCAAUGCCCAAAUUGUGACAACCCACGACUAUUUUGUUUAUAUUCGACAUGUAUAUUGCCCGCAUUUAUUUUGAUUUUUUUUCAAAGAUGAAUUUGUUUGAGGU
This is a messenger RNA of Caenorhabditis elegans, 1300 nucleotides long. RefSeq names its product MEiosis-to-MItosis transition associated (gene memi-1). The coding region runs from base 2 to 1042 and encodes 346 amino acids. Lineage: Eukaryota; Metazoa; Nematoda; Chromadorea; Rhabditida; Rhabditidae. The record is from RefSeq and is marked reviewed. The transcript is spliced from 4 exons.